GGGGCGAGCGCAGGCAGCAUAAAAGGCUCAGCGGCUGCCUCCUCAGCACCGCCCGUCCAGCCGCCAGCCAAGCCAAGCCAGGAUGAGAGCUUUGGGAACUGCCAUCACCAUCCUGCUGUGGGGACAGCUCUUGGCAGCGAAUGUUGGCAAUGAGGUCACAGAUACGGCAGAUGACAUCUGUCCAAAGCCCCCGGGGAUUGCAAAUGGCUAUGUGGAACACUUGGUUCGCUAUCGGUGUAAUGAAAACUACAGGCUGCGCACUGCAGGAGACGGAGUGUACACCUUGAACCAUGAGAAGCAGUGGGUGAACAGCGUCGUUGGGGAGCAGCUUCCUGAAUGUGAAGCAGUCUGUGGAAAGCCCAAGAACCCUGUGGAUCAGGUACAGCGGAUCAUUGGUGGAUAUCUGGAUGCCAAAGGCAGCUUCCCCUGGCAGGCUAAGAUGGUCUCCCGCCACGACCUCAUCACAGGAGCCACACUCAUCAGCGAACAGUGGUUGCUGACCACAGCUAAAAAUCUUUUCCUAAAUCACACCGAGAGUGCAACUGCUGAAGACAUCGCCCCUACUCUAACCCUGUACUUGGGCAGGAGGCAACAGGUGGAAAUUGAGAAGGUGGUUCUCCAUCCUAACUACUCCACGGUAGACAUCGGGCUCAUUAAACUCAAACACAAGGUACCCAUUAGUGCAAGAGUGAUGCCCAUUUGCCUACCUUCAAAGGAUUAUGCAGAAGUGGGGCGUGUGGGGUACGUGUCUGGCUGGGGGCGCAACGUCAACUUCAGAUUCACUGACCGUCUGAAGUAUGUCAUGCUGCCUGUGGCUGACCAGGACAAAUGUGUCCAGCACUAUGAAAACAGCACAGUGCCUGAGGAGAAGAGUCCAAAGAGCCCUGUAGGGGUGCAGCCCAUCCUCAAUGAGCACACCUUCUGUGCUGGCAUGUCCAAGUACCAGGAAGACACCUGCUAUGGUGAUGCUGGCAGUGCCUUUGCCAUUCGCGACCUGGAAGACGACACCUGGUACGCUGCGGGGAUCCUGAGCUUCGAUAAGAGCUGCGCUGUUGCUGAGUUCGGUGUGUAUGUGAAGGUGUCCACCAUUCUGGACUGGAUUCACAGAACCAUGGCUGACAACUAAUGCAAGGCAGCCUGGAGGCCCUUGGCUGAGAGCAGGAUUUUAUCCUGGAGAGGGAGUGGUGGGUAGGAGCAGACAGGACCAGGGGCUGAAGCUGCUGGCUGCCAGCCCUGCAUGGCUGGGUCAAUCAAUAAAUAGCUUUUACA
This is a messenger RNA of Ochotona curzoniae (black-lipped pika), 1269 nucleotides long. Its product is annotated as haptoglobin. The record is from RefSeq and is a predicted model, not a curated record. Gene Ontology annotation, molecular function: serine-type endopeptidase activity; hemoglobin binding. The transcript has 5 exons. Gene Ontology annotation, cellular component: extracellular region. Bases 83 to 1126 code for a protein of 347 amino acids. Gene Ontology annotation, biological process: acute inflammatory response; proteolysis. Lineage: Eukaryota; Metazoa; Chordata; Mammalia; Lagomorpha; Ochotonidae.